AUGUCCUUAACUACAGCAGCCCCCCUUCUGGCAUUAUUAAGGGAAGAGGAUAGCUCUUUGAAAUCAUAUGCUCUAAGGUCUAUAGAUGAAGUAGUAGACCAAUUAUGGCCUGAAGUGGCAAACGAAAUUACCGAUAUUGAAUCCUUAUAUGAUGAUGCAUCCUUCACCGAUAGAAAACUUGCUGCAUUGAUUGCUUCAAAAGUGUACUACAACUUAGGUGAAUAUGAAUCAGCUGUUAAAUUUGCAUUGGCAGCUGAAGAGAAAUUUGACAUCGAUGAAAAAUCUCAAUAUGUGGAAACGAUUGUUUCACAAAGCAUCCAAAUGUAUAUUAAAUUAGCCACUGAAUAUUAUGCUAAAGAAUACCAAAAAAUCGAUCCCAAGUUAACCUUGAUUUUUGAAAGAAUGAUGAUAAAAUGUGUAUUAGCUUCCGAAUUUAAAUUGGCUCUCGGUAUUGCCGCAGAAGGUUUCAGAUUAGACCUUAUCGAAAAUAUUUUGAGAAAAAGAAUAGCAGAGGAUUCCGAUGUCAACUCCUUGAAAUUGGUCAGCUAUGUCUUAACUACAGCCACCACAAACAUUUCAAAUACAAUAUUCAGAACGGCAAUAUUGAAGUCGCUAUAUCAAUUAUUAAUGUCCAUGGGUGAAUCUACGGAUUAUUUUAUUAUCUUCAAAAUUGUUGUUAACUUAAAUGAUGCAAAGUAUGCAAUUGAAUUAUUUGAAAGAUUGAAAGAUAGCGGUAGUACCCAAACCUCCUAUCAGAUUGCAUUUGAUCUGGUUUCGGCGGCUUCUCAGAACUUGUUGGAUACUUUACUAGAAGAUUUGACAAAAAAAAAUUACGAUCCAAUAUUAUUAGACAUUUUAACUGGUCGUCCAACUUGUGACUACUAUAACACUUUCCUUCUUAAUAACAAGAAUAUUGACACAGAGUUGCUAAACAAGUGUAAGGCAUCUUUAGACGGGAAAUUUUCCUUAUUCCACACAGCAUUGAGCGUCGCAAAUGGAUUUAUGCACGCAGGUACUACUGAUAAUUCGUUUAUCAAGGCUAAUCUACCAUGGCUAGGCAAAGCUAACAACUGGGCUAAAUUCACAGCUACUGCUUCGCUCGGUGUCAUCCAUCAAGGUAAUUUAACCGAAGGUAAAGUUGUUAUGAAGCCAUAUCUUCCAGGAAGUCGUACCACAUCAAGAUUUAUUAAAGGGGGCUCUUUAUAUGCUUUGGGUUUAAUAUAUGCAGGAUUUGGUAAAGAAAUAUCAAGUUAUUUAGACAACAUUGUAGGAGAUAAUGCGGUAAAUACCGGUGACGAAGAUAUUGAUGUCUUAAUCCAUGGUGGUUCACUAGGUCUAGGUUUGGCAUCAAUGGGUUCAAGUGAUAUUGACGCAUAUGAAAGAUUAAGAGACGUAUUCUAUAUGGACAAUGCCACAGCAAGUGGAGCGGCUGCAUUAGGGAUGGGUUUGACCAUGUUAGGUAGUGGAGAUAAUAACGUCAUGAAUGAUUUAUUCAAUUUCAAAGACGAUACGGACCAUGGCAAUGUUACCCGUGAUAUUGGUAUAGCUUUAGCUUUAGUUAAUUAUGGUCGCCAAGAACUGGCAGAUGAUCAAAUUGAGAAGUUAGUCUCUAGUGAUGAUCCAUUGUUACGUUACGGUGGGACCUUUACUAUUGCUCUUGCUUAUGCAGGUACUGGUAGCAAUAAAGCUGUCAAAAAACUACUACAUAUAGCUGUUUCAGAUUCAAAUGACGACGUUAGAAGAGGUGCUGUGAUCGGUCUAGGUUUUGUACUACUAAGGGAUUAUACUACAGUUCCAAGAAUCGUGCAGCUUUUGUCGAAGUCGCACAACGCUCAUGUUCGUUGCGGUACUGCAUUUGCAUUGGGGAUUGCCUGUGCCGGGAAAGCCCUGCCCUCUGCAAUUAGCGUUUUGGAACCAUUAACUAAAGAUCCUGUCGAUUUCGUUCGUCAAGCUGCUAUGAUUGCAUUAUCUUUAAUUCUUAUCCAACAAACAGAGAAACUGAAUCCAAGUGUCAAAGCUAUCAAUGAGAAUUUCUUGAAAGUCGUAACAAACAAACAUCAAGAGGGUUUAGCCAAGUUUGGUGCAUGUGUAGCACAGGGGAUUAUGAACGCGGGCGGGAGGAAUGUUACUAUCCAAUUGGAAAAUACUGAAACUGGUACAUUAGAUGCUAAAGCAGUCGUUGGUUUAGCAAUGUUUUCCCAAUUCUGGUAUUGGUUCCCAUUAUCACAUUUCUUAUCACUUUCCUUCACUCCAACAGCAGUUAUUGGUGUUCGUGGUAGUGACUUGAAUAUCCCAAAAUUCGAUCUAAAUUGUUUUGCAAAAGAACAUGCUUUCGACUACCCAAAAAUGUAUAAAGAAUCAGCAAAUAAAGAAGUUGAAAAAGUUGCCACAGCUGUUUUAUCUACCACAGCAAGAGCCAAGGCUAGAGCUAAGAAGACAAAGAAAGACAAGGAUGAGGAUAAGAAUAGGAAAACUAAAAAAGAAUCGCAGGAAGAAAAAUCUAGAAAAGAAGACGAAGAUGAGGAGACAGUGGAUGAAGAAGAUGUCUACAAGAGUAAAUAUUCCGCCAAACCAUAUAAGAUCGUAAACAUGAGUCGUGUAUUACCACAGCAAUCAAGAUAUAUAUCGUUCAAUAAACAAGAAAGGUUUGUUCCAGUCCGUAAAUUCAAGGGUAACAUGGGUAUUAUAGUCUUGGAAGAUAAGGAACCUUCAGAACCUAUUGAUUUGAUUGAAACCGUUAGACAGAUGAAGGAUGUCAAUGCACCAUUACCCACGCCAUUUAAGGUUGAGGAUAAUGUUGAAUACAAUGAAGAUGCUUGA
This is a messenger RNA of Naumovozyma dairenensis CBS 421, 2820 nucleotides long. It is a transcript of the gene RPN2, whose product is annotated as proteasome regulatory particle base subunit RPN2. Gene Ontology annotation, cellular component: proteasome regulatory particle, base subcomplex; proteasome storage granule; proteasome complex. Gene Ontology annotation, molecular function: enzyme regulator activity. The transcript has a single exon. Lineage: Eukaryota; Fungi; Ascomycota; Saccharomycetes; Saccharomycetales; Saccharomycetaceae. Bases 1 to 2820 code for a protein of 939 amino acids. The record is from RefSeq and is a predicted model, not a curated record. Gene Ontology annotation, biological process: proteasome-mediated ubiquitin-dependent protein catabolic process; regulation of protein catabolic process.